Messenger RNA from Cylicocyclus nassatus, 728 nucleotides. NCBI's taxonomy places the organism in Eukaryota, Metazoa, Nematoda, Chromadorea, Rhabditida, Strongylidae. The record is from the annotation of a GenBank genome assembly.
CGUGUUCCUGUUGUACUGUCAAAAGAUUUGCUCACAGUUGCCUUGCAAUGUCUUUACUAACGGAAGUUUGCGGAAAUGGGAAAAGCGGCAAAGAAAGCCGUUCUGAAAGUAAUCUAAGCAACUCAAGUAAUAACGACUCGGAAGCAGCUAGACUAUCAACCACUACGGAUAAUGGAGAGGUCCGAUUUGGGGAUCGUCUUCUUGAUGAUUUGAUGAACACCUUCUGUGACCGUUUACAGGCCGCAUGCCCCCGUAAAUUAGAUGGAUGCCUUGCUAUUCAAUUUGUCAUGGUAGAGCCUCAGUCACUCAAAUCAAUGAUCAGCGCUACUCGACCUGCUCAUCAGAUUAUUUUUGACUCUGACAGAGUUCAUUAUGUAGUUGUUGAUUAUGACCCGCAAACAAAAUUUAUUGUUCUAUAUGACUCCCUUGUCGAAAAAGAUACAAGCAUUACUAGUCUGCUAACAGAACCAAUUAGGCGACAAAUAUCCGCACUAUUCUCUCACAUAUUCGAAAACAACGCAGUUCAGUUGGCAAUUGCGCGAAGUUAUGACAGACAGACCGAUACGUGGUCCUGUGGAUAUCGUUCCAUUGCUUGUAUGGUAGAUCUUGCAAGGCAACGCAAUCCUUGCGAAACGGAUUAUUGCAUGAAAAGCAUAUUUGACUUUUUCUUAAAAGUGAUAAGCGAACCAAAAGUGGAGUGGGAGGUCUUCGAAUCAGCAUAUUUUGGA